GCACCGGGGGGACGCUGCCGCGCGGGCACAAGCAGCUUGCCUUGGCCAGAUCCAGUUCCUUGGGCGACUCCUCCAGGCCACAAAGACACCUCGUUGCUAUAUUAAAAGAAGAUAAAGAGACGUUUGGCUUUGAAAUCCAGACUAUUAGAUUUCCGCACCAAAAUGAGUACUCCCUGGAGGUGUGCACUUGUGUCUGCAAAAUACAAGAAGAAAGUCCUGCCCAUCUUUCUGGCCUUCAAAUUGGCCAUAUCCUCACCGGUAUCAACGGCGUGAACACUGAUGGUUUUAAUCACAAGCAAAUAGUCAACUUGAUAAAGUCUUCAGGGAACUAUUUAAGGUUAGAGACUGUCAAUGAGGCCAUGCUUCUGCGGAAAAUGGAGCUCGAGGCCAAGCUGCAGUUACUGAAGCAAACGCUGCGGCAGCGACGGGGGGAGCUGCGUGGCCUGCUCGUGGAGCAGCGCCUGCUGCACGGAGAGGUGAACGACAACACCCUGCUGAGCACACUGGAGCUGGAGGAGCCCAACGUGCCCGGCAGCUGCGGCGCAGCCGGACCCCUCUUCCCAGUGAAGCCCCGCUUCUCCAGCGAGAGCAGCUCCCGCAGCCGGCUGAGCUCCAUGACAGUGGACAGCGAGGACAGCUUCUGCCCGAGUGGUGCCUUCGAGGAUUCAGCAGCAGAGAGCCUGAGUGUGGACGAGGACUUGUUCUUCCCCAGGGAUGGGGACGGCGUUGCCGGGAGGUUGUCCUUGCGGAGGAACCGCAGCAUCAGCCUGGCCAGCAGUGGAUCCAUGUCCCCGCUCUGGGAGGGCAGCAGCUUCAGCAGCAGUUUUGGGACCCUUCCACGGAAAAGCAGGAGAUCCAGUGUCCGAAAGCAUCUUUUGAAAUUCAUCCCAGGCCUUCACCGGGCGGUGGAAGAGGAAGAAAGUCGGGUCUGA
This is a messenger RNA of Apaloderma vittatum (bar-tailed trogon), 932 nucleotides long. Its product is annotated as cytohesin-interacting protein-like. Gene Ontology annotation, molecular function: protein binding. Lineage: Eukaryota; Metazoa; Chordata; Aves; Trogoniformes; Trogonidae. Gene Ontology annotation, biological process: regulation of cell adhesion. Gene Ontology annotation, cellular component: cell cortex. The record is from RefSeq and is a predicted model, not a curated record.